Molecule: messenger RNA, 619 nt
Organism: Colletotrichum navitas
Lineage: Eukaryota; Fungi; Ascomycota; Sordariomycetes; Glomerellales; Glomerellaceae
Exons: 1
Coding region: 96-422 (108 amino acids)
Source: RefSeq, a predicted model, not a curated record
CGCCGCGCUCGUAGACGUGUGGUUGGGCGAGCCCGCACCGGAAGGCUCCGGCCGCGGAAUCGACCUCCUGCGCACCUUUGAGAAGGCCUCCCCGGAUGGAUUGGGGCCCCCCGGGGGAAGAGAGCAUGACUGUUGAAGGGUUCAGACGCCUGCACAGCCGCUUCUUGGCGGCACUCGGAGACGACGUGUCAACAUCGGGCCUCGGAGACGCCCUGAAUCUCCUCCAGAGGCCGUGGUGGACGAGGAUGUGGACGUUGCAGGAAAGCGUCCUGUGCCGCAACGUAGGGUGCUGGUGCGGCCAGGAUCCACUGCCGAUUUGCUGUUUCUGGGAGUUUGCGUGUUUCAUCUACGGCUCCAUGGACUUCGGCAUCUGGAACGGGCCGGCCAUCGACGCUUUCCCGGUUGCCGUCGUGGGUUCCUGAUCUCCAAGGACACUCGGAAGCCGGGAGCGACAGUUUUGAUUCGUUGUCGAAACCCGUUUGGACCAGAACGAGAAAAUGUUUCGACGCAUCGUCAUCGUCGACGUCGACGACGACGACGGCCGAUCACCCGCAGUUUGAAACCCAAGCCGACGACUCGAUACUCGUCGUGCAAGGGAUAGCGUUCGACAGAGUCAAAG